GCGGGCACCGCGUCAUCUGGCAAGGCAGUGGGCACCGAGUCAACAGGCACGAUAGUGGGCUCCGAGUCAACUGGCAUGACCGCGGGCACUGGGUCAGACAUUGGAUCGUCUGGCCCGACAGCGGGCAUCGGGUCACCAGGCAUCAGGUCAUUUGGCUCGACAGCGGGCACCGCGUCAUCUGGCAAGGCAGUGGGCACCGAGUCACCAGGCACAACAGUGGACUCUGAGUCAAUUGGCACGACAGCGGGCACCGGGUCAUCUGGCGCUGAAUCGUCUGGCUCGACAGCGGGCAUCGGGUCACCAGGCAUGACAGCAGGCACUGGGUCAUCAGGUACCGGAUCGUCUGGAUCGACAGCGGGUACUGGGUCAUCAGGCGUGAUAGGAUCAUCAGGCUGGAUCAGUUCAUCAGGCUGGAUCAGUUCAUCAGGCUGGGGUUCAUCAGGCUGGAUCAGUUCAUCAGGCUGGACAUCAGGCUGGGUAGAGACAUCAGGCUCAAGUGCGGGUGCCGAGGCA
Staurois parvus is the source of this 513-nucleotide messenger RNA. The record is from the annotation of a GenBank genome assembly. NCBI's taxonomy places the organism in Eukaryota, Metazoa, Chordata, Amphibia, Anura, Ranidae.